CGUUUCCCAUUACUUCCAGGAGAAGCAGCGGCUCACUUAUUAGGAACUUUUGAGUGCGACCUAUGGCAUACAUCUAGCAGGGUAGAAAUCUCCCUGACCAAUUUUAUUAACCCCUAACGGUGUAUGGAAAGUGCUCCUGGAUGGACCUGGGCGAAAACAGCUGGUCCAUGGUCAAGCGAGAAGUAUCCAGCAGCCCAGGGUCACCGGCUGAGCAGACCUACCUGCCCGGUGACAGCAGGAGGGACGGCCCCACCUCGGAUGAGCUGAGGACACCUCCGAGCGAGCUUGACGCACUGGGGCACCGCCGCUCCGACGGCAGAUCACUACACUCCUACGUUCACUUCGGACACCAUAACAACACCCUGACCACUACCGAGGACAUCCCGCUGUUUACGGAUUUAGACCAGGGCAGCAAACUCGUCCUCUCCAGCGGAGCGCACAAGGCGAGCUUGCUGGUGGACCCCACCGACAUGUAUCAAACACUGGCCAUCGCCGCAGCCCAAAGCCAGACUGGAUAUGAUUCCUCCUCCGGUGGUUAUAUGCACUCCAACCCCAACUCUCCCGUGUACGUGCCUAGCUCCCGGGUGGGCCCCAUGAUACCCAGCCUUUCUUAUCUGCAGGCCAGUGGCUCUGCGCAGCCCAGCCACGCCGUGUCCAGCCACUCGGUCUGGUCGCAGUCCACCCCGGAGAGCCCUUCAUACAGCACCGGGAGCCCGCACACCGCCAGCCGGUUCCACUAUCCUCCAAGUCCGCCCAUGAAUAACGGGACGCCGAGAGACACCGGCUACAGUAACACGCUGAAUGUGAGCAACAGAGACCAGUACGGCCUCUCCCGGCCCCUCAGUGGGACCUAUCCGAGUCCAUACUCUCCUUAUGUUGCACCGCAGCUCUCCCAGCUGCCCUCGCCUUGGACCGGGGGACCUUUCGAUAACACGAUGCUGCACACCUUGCAGAGUAGAGGCGCGCCCCUGAUCAGAGGACCAAACGGAGUUUCAGAUAUUCUCGACGACAUGGGGGAGAGCAGAGAGUGCGUCAACUGUGGCUCCAUCUCCACGCCGCUCUGGAGGCGCGACGGCACGGGCCACUUUCUCUGUAACGCCUGCGGCCUGUACAGCAAAAUGAAUGGGCUGAGCAGGCCAUUAAUUAAACCACAGAAACGGACGUCAACGUCCAGAAGAAUCGGCUUGUCCUGCGCUAAUUGUCAAACCAGCACGACGACUUUGUGGCGCAGAAAUGCCGAGGGAGAGCCGGUGUGUAACGCAUGUGGGCUCUACACAAAAUUACACGGGGUACCUCGGCCGCUCGCCAUGAAGAAAGAGGGAAUUCAGACAAGAAAAAGAAAACCGAAAACACUGAAUAAAACAAAGGGAUCCUCUGGAAAUAACAGCUCUAUCUCUAUGACUCCCACAUCCACCUCUUCAUCCAAUUCCGAAGAUUGCUCAAAAACCAGCUCUCCCUCUGGACAGGUGUCAGGGGUCAGUUCGUCUGUGCUGUCCAGCUCGGGGGAGGGAACAGGCUCGGGCUCAGCGGUGAAGUACCCGGCACAGGACAGCCUGUACACCAGCGUGGGCUUGACCCAGCCAUCAGAUGUAGCUUCAGUGAGGGGUGAACCCUGGUGCCCCAUGGCUUUAGCUUGAACAUCUAAAUCUUUUGGGAGGACAGCAAUCCCUGGCCCCUUCUGUCUGGAUGCUAUGUAGUGUGGAAGUAUUCGGGGGCAGUCUUUGGUUCUUUCCUCGCAGCUGAUGCAAGAAGAGUCGGACAGGGUGCAAAGAAGGGUGAGACCACCUUAGGUCACGCUGCAAGAUUGGAAUAUCUGGGAUUUCUUUCCAGAUUGGUGUGGGGAUCGUGUUGCCUUAAAAAAAAGAAAAACGAAAAACAAACAAAAAAAAAUUAAAAUAAAAUAAAGGGAAACGCCAGGCCAGAUCAUCAAUCAGGUGGCCUGCUGUGGAUAGUGUCUGGACCUGCCGUGAACUCGACAUCUCUCCCAUCCAUGGCACCGAACCAGAUCUGAGUUCUUAAAAGAAAGCCAUCAUGUACAUAAUGGAUUUCCUCUCUGAUCGGAUACCAGCGCUUCAGAAAGUGCUAUACUCUUUAAGGACCUUUAGAUUUUAUUUUUUUUUUUGUUUUUUCCACAACUGGAAUCAUGCCACAAGUGCCAAGACAACUUUUAUGAAUCAAAAGAAGAAAAUAUUUAUAAAUCUUCCAUUGUUGAAAACAUGGCUAUGAUUGUUAAUAAAGAUAUCAAUAUAGAGUAGAAGUUAAACCAUUCUGAUGUCUUCUUUUCUAAUUUUUUUUUCUUCAUAAGUGGUUGUUGUUAGUAGUAGAGUAGUGUUGAACCUGCACAUGUUUUCCACUGAAAGCUCUUACUGUAUUUGACUGAAACUAGCUUGGUUUAAACAGGGUAUAAAUGACUAUGUCAUCUAGUGUUUUUGUUUAAUUAUUUACUGAAAAUUGCAAAUAAUCAACUCCUUCAGACUAUUUUUUGAUACUGAAACGCUGUCAGCUGUUGGGUAGCAUUUAAGGUACUUCUCUUAAAGCAGGGCUACAAAAGCUGUUUUACAUUUAAAGCAGUUGGAUGGCUUGUUUGAACAAAGCACACCCAGAUUAGCUGCGAGCCUACUGAGCUUUAUGUUACAAGACAUAAACUGCAAAAGAAGACUCUUGGCUGGAUUACCUGACUCAACAUAAACUGUAUACCUUUCCCAAUGCAAGCAUGUACUGUUGCAUCAUUUUUUUUAGACCAAAAUUAGACCAAAGUGGAGAGUGAGGUCACCUCUGAACAAAUUCACGUUACUUUGAUGACUUUGACUAGUCCCAGUACGGAUUAAAAAGAGUGUAACGGCCCAAUAGUUGAACAUGAUAAGGUGUUAAAGUGGACAAUCAGAAAAAUAAAUAAAGAAGCAAACGGUUUUUAUUACAAAAUAAUAUUUUAUGUGCAGCCUCAUUGUGGCAAAAAAAAAUUGAAUUCACAGCAGAAUGUGUGGCAUGCAGAAAAGAAAAAAGAAAUUUGAGAGGAAUGUUUGAUUCUUCACCCUUUAUGUCUCCAAGUCCUCCAUUCAUGGUGUGGGUGGAGACUCAAAAUGCCAUUUCAGGCUACAAAUAACCAUGGGGAGACUGAAACCUGAAGGUAAUGAGCUGAUGAGCUAGAUGUGAAACUUGGCGUAACGAGGGUUAGUUCUUGUUUUUACUUUAAUUUUACUCUAAUUUUUUUCUUUUCACAACUUGCUUCAUCCAAAAAGAGCAUGUCAUUCUUCUGGACUUAUUUAUUUUUUCGAAAUAUCAUGUUUAUUUUAGCAUCAUUUUAUUUUUGUUGUGUUUUUUUUUUUUUUUUUU
This is a messenger RNA of Toxotes jaculatrix (banded archerfish), 3333 nucleotides long. RefSeq names its product GATA binding protein 6 (gene gata6). Gene Ontology annotation, molecular function: RNA polymerase II cis-regulatory region sequence-specific DNA binding; DNA-binding transcription factor activity, RNA polymerase II-specific; zinc ion binding. The record is from RefSeq and is a predicted model, not a curated record. Gene Ontology annotation, biological process: positive regulation of transcription by RNA polymerase II; epithelial cell differentiation; negative regulation of transcription by RNA polymerase II. The coding region runs from base 141 to 1637 and encodes 498 amino acids. NCBI's taxonomy places the organism in Eukaryota, Metazoa, Chordata, Actinopteri, Toxotidae. Gene Ontology annotation, cellular component: nucleus. The transcript is spliced from 7 exons.